AUGGCAGCACUACAGCGGACGGUGAUGGCAUAUGGGGCGCGUGCCCCGAAUGUUGUCGCCUCUGUGGGGUUGGGAGCGGCAUCCCUCCUACCGUUGGUAGAAGUUGUUCCCUAUGGGGUCCUCGGGGUGCAGCUUGACGCUUCCCACCGGUUCAUGCGAGCUUCGUCAGAGCCAGAUGCAGACACGGUUGUGGUUGACCCAGCUGGGCUGCGGUUCAUUCAGGACCUUGGGCCAGCAGGCGCUGGGGGAGCGUCGGGUGCCAUUUACUCGUGGCUAAAGAUUGGCUUGGAGGCACGGUUUCCACAUGAAGUGAGGCACGCAGUUCGCAAAGAAGGCGAUGCUAAGUUACAUUCAUAUGGGUCAAAGCAGGUUAUCCAUGUCGUGGGGCCGAACUUAAAUGAGAUAUCUGUGGCCACAGCUGCUACGCGCGCGGCUGCUGUGCAGCAGUUGACCACUGCCUAUAUGCACAUUCUGGAGCAGUUUCUCUCCUCGGAAGCAAGACAUCUUCGAUUGCUUCCGGUUUCAAGUGGAAUUUUCGCAGGACCAUUCCAGCAUGACUUACCUGAGAUGACAUUUGCUUCUCUGGAUAGCGCAUUUCGAUCCUUGCCUGUGGAGAGUCAAAGACGGCUGCUGCGCCUUGGCGUAAAGCUGUGCAUCUUCGACCAGCAGCAAUUUCACAAGUUUCUUGCUGCAUGUCCAACAUGUGCACGCAGUGCACGCAAUGAGGGAUGA
Symbiodinium natans is the source of this 732-nucleotide messenger RNA. The record is from the annotation of a GenBank genome assembly. Lineage: Eukaryota; Dinophyceae; Suessiales; Symbiodiniaceae.